Phaethon lepturus (White-tailed tropicbird) is the source of this 2258-nucleotide messenger RNA. RefSeq names its product ephrin type-B receptor 5. The record is from RefSeq and is a predicted model, not a curated record. Lineage: Eukaryota; Metazoa; Chordata; Aves; Phaethontiformes; Phaethontidae. Gene Ontology annotation, biological process: protein phosphorylation; central nervous system projection neuron axonogenesis; axon guidance. Gene Ontology annotation, cellular component: neuron projection. The transcript is spliced from 11 exons. The annotation marks the transcript as partial. Gene Ontology annotation, molecular function: ATP binding; protein binding; transmembrane-ephrin receptor activity.
UCCCCUCUGCUGUCCCUAUGAUGCAUCAAGUGAGUCGUACUACCAGUAGCAUCACACUAUCAUGGCCUCAGCCAGACCAGCCCAAUGGGAUCAUCCUGGAUUACCAGCUACGCUACUUUGACAAGGCAGAAGAGGAGGAGAAUUCAUUCACCUUGACUAGUGAAACCAACAUGGCCACCAUAUCAAAUCUGAGCCCAGGCAAGAUCUAUGCCUUCCAAGUACGAGCUAGAACAGCAGUGGGCUAUGGCACAUACAGUGGAAAAAUGUACUUCCAGACUUUAAUGGGAGGGGAGCGCUCGGAGAUGGUGCAGGAUCGACUGCCGCUUAUCGUGGGCUCAGCACUCGGUGGUCUAGCCUUCCUGGUAAUUGCUGCCAUUGCCAUCCUUGCCAUCAUCUUCAAGAGUAAAAGGCGAGAGACUCCAUACACAGACCGUCUGCAGCAGUAUAUCAGUGCACGAGGACUUGGAGUGAAGUAUUACAUUGAUCCUUCGACCUAUGAAGAUCCCAAUGAAGCUAUUCGCGAAUUUGCCAAGGAGAUUGAUGUGUCCUUCAUCAAGAUUGAAGAGGUCAUUGGAUCAGGAGAGUUUGGAGAGGUGUGCUUUGGGCGCCUAAAACACCCAGGGAAGCGUGAAUACACAGUAGCUAUUAAGACCCUGAAGUCAGGCUACACAGAUGAACAGCGGCGGGAGUUCCUGAGUGAGGCCAGCAUCAUGGGGCAAUUUGAGCAUCCCAAUGUCAUCCAUCUGGAGGGUGUGGUCACCAAGAGCCGACCAGUCAUGAUUGUCACAGAGUUCAUGGAGAAUGGAUCACUGGAUUCCUUCCUCAGGCAGAAGGAGGGACAGUUCAGUGUGUUACAGCUUGUGGGAAUGCUACGGGGGAUUGCAGCUGGCAUGCGCUACCUUUCAGACAUGAGCUAUGUGCAUCGUGACCUGGCAGCACGUAACAUCUUAGUCAACAGUAAUCUUGUGUGCAAAGUGUCAGACUUUGGUUUGUCCCGUUUUCUGGAGGAUGAUGCUUCAAAUCCCACCUAUACCGGAGCUAUGGGCUGCAAAAUCCCCAUCCGUUGGACUGCCCCUGAAGCUGUCCAGUAUCGCAAAUUCACCUCCUCCAGUGACGUCUGGAGCUAUGGCAUUGUCAUGUGGGAGGUGAUGUCCUAUGGUGAAAGGCCCUACUGGGACAUGUCCAAUCAGGAUGUAAUUAAUGCCAUUGACCGGGACUAUCGCCUGCCACCACCCCCAGACUGCCCAACUGUUUUGCACCUACUGAUGCUUGACUGCUGGCAGAAGGAGCGGGUGCAGAGACCCAAAUUUGAGCAAAUAGUCAGUGCCCUAGAUAAAAUGAUCCGCAAGCCAUCUGCCCUCAAAGCCACUGGCACUGGGAGCAGCAGACCAUCUCAGCCUCUGUUGAGCAACCGUCCUCUGGAUUUCCCUUCACUCAGCAAUGCCCAUGAGUGGUUGGAUGCUAUCAAGAUGGGCCGUUACAAGGAGAAUUUUGACCAGGCUGGUCUGAUUACAUUUGAUGUCAUAUCACGCAUGACUCUGGAAGAUAUCCAGCGUAUUGGCAUCACCCUCGUUGGUCACCAGAAAAAGAUUCUAAACAGCAUCCAGCUCAUGCGAGUCCAUUUGAAUCAGCUUGAACCAGUUGAAGUGUGAUGUUUACACCAUCCUUAUUCCACUAGUCUCAAACUCUGGAAAGGUUCUGGGGAAAUUCAGAGGGAUUUUCACUGUAAGAAAAAGACAUGUCAGUAUGCUACUUGAAGACUUAGUGCACCCAGAGAGUGCACACUACAUGUCCUGUUCCAUGAACAAAACCAAAGCCUUCCCAUGAUUAGAAAGCAGAGCUAAAUAACUGGUGGCAUUUAAAUGUGGCUGACAUCAGACACUGGGAAUAGAUUGAAGGGGGGAAAGUUAUAAUAACAUGGGGAGGAGAUGGAAUAAUAGUUUGGAUAGAUCACAAGCACCUGUUGAUUCUGCCAACAAAAGGUGUCAGACAAAGCUACAAAGCCAACAGCAGGCUUUAUCGAUGGCUGAGAGCCCAGAAAAACUACAAAAACAUAAUAAAGGCAACAAAAAAAUUAUGUUUUUUUCCAAAAGAAUGCCAUCAUGAUGUGAGAGAUUAUUACUCAGAGGGAGAUGAGCAGAAAGUUAUCCCUUGGUAUGCCAGCUUGGUCCAGAACUCAAGUUCCAGUUAGCACACAAUAUGUAAGCAAUGUCACCUGGUAAAGAGGUUGAGAGUAAAGGGCUCAAAAUUUUAUGCUA